Prionailurus viverrinus (fishing cat) is the source of this 2046-nucleotide messenger RNA. RefSeq names its product 5'-nucleotidase, cytosolic IIIA (gene NT5C3A). The coding region runs from base 463 to 1356 and encodes 297 amino acids. NCBI's taxonomy places the organism in Eukaryota, Metazoa, Chordata, Mammalia, Carnivora, Felidae. Gene Ontology annotation, molecular function: magnesium ion binding; 5'-nucleotidase activity. The transcript has 10 exons. Gene Ontology annotation, cellular component: cytoplasm. The record is from RefSeq and is a predicted model, not a curated record.
GAACUUGUGAACUGUGAGAUGAUGACCUGAACCGAAGUCAGAGUCAGUUCCAUUUCUGUAAAUACUAGUGUCUAGUCAUAUAGUAGUCAUGAGUUCAAUAUUAAUUCUGUGGUGAGACUUCUAAAUGGACAUUACUAGUAUCACCAGUAUUUUUAGUCUUCUCCCCUUUUUGCCUUUGGGCAAGCUUUGCUAUUCUGGCCAAUAGACUGUGUCUGGAGAUGAUAUGGCUACUUCCAGGCCAGUAUAGUUAUGAACAGUUACACAGUUGUCCCUAGUCUUUCCUACUACUAGAGUAAACCCUGAAGCAUCAUGUUGACGUGGAGACAACACAAUAUCAAAGCAGCCUGGAAUACUGAGCCAAUAUGUGGAGGACAGCUGCCCUGGAGAGCCCUCUGAAUCCACAUUGGACUUUGUGUGAAUGAAAAAAUCAACUUUUUUGUGUGAAGAUUGGAUAACCAAGAAAUGCCUAAUCAAGACUCUGCUGUGCAUGUGAAAAUGAUGCCAGAAUUCCAGAGAAGUUCAGUUCGAAUCAAGAACCCGGCAAGAGUAGAAGAAAUUAUCUGCGGUCUUAUUAAGGGAGGAGCUGCCAAACUUCAGAUAAUAACAGACUUUGAUAUGACACUGAGUAGAUUUUCCUACGAAGGCAAAAGAUGCCCAACAUGUCAUUAUGUCAUUGACAACAGUAAGCUGGUUACAGAUGAAUGUCGGAAAAAGUUAAUGCAACUAAAGGAAAAAUAUUAUGCUAUUGAAAUUGAUCCUGUUCUUACCAUGGAAGAGAAGUACCCCUAUAUGGUAGAAUGGUAUACUAAAGCACAUGGCUUGCUUAUUGAACAGGCUUUACCAAAAGCUAAACUUAAAGAAAUCGUGGCAGAAUCUGAUGUUAUGCUCAAGGAAGGGUAUGAGAAUUUCUUUGAUAAGCUCCAACAAUACGGUAUCCCUGUGUUCAUAUUUUCGGCUGGUAUCGGUGAUAUACUAGAGGAGGUGAUCCAUCAAGCUGGCGUUUAUCACCCAAACAUCACAGUAGUGUCCAACUUCAUGGAUUUUGAUGACAAUGGGGUGCUCAAAGGAUUUAAAGGCGAACUAAUUCAUGUAUUUAACAAACAUGAUGGUGCCUUGAAGAACACAGAAUAUUUCAAUCGGCUAAAAGAUAAUAGCAAUAUAAUUCUGCUGGGAGAUUCCCAAGGAGAUAUAAGAAUGGCAGAUGGAGUAGCCAAUGUUGAACACAUCCUGAAAAUUGGAUAUCUAAAUGAUAGAGUGGAUGAGCUUUUAGAAAAGUACAUGGACUCUUACGAUAUUGUUCUAGUAAAAGACGAAUCACUGGACGUAGCCAACUCUAUCUUACAGAAGAUUCUAUAAACAAGCAUUCUUCAAGAAGACCUCUGUGCUGUGGGUGCGAUUGAUGCAGGAACUGCUCACCUGUUCAUCUUGCUGAAAGACUUCUAUUUAUAAUACAUUCUUGCUCUUGAAGUUUUUUCUCUACGUUACUGAGGUAUUUUCAGACAUAUUGAAUCCAUCAACUGGAAACUCCUUUUUUCCUCACCUCUCUCAACACACUCCUCAACUAUAUUUUUUAACAGUUAAAAAAAAAAAAAAAAAAAAAACAGCCUUAAAGGUAAAAUUUGAAAAAUAACUCCAUGAAUUAAUUUCCAGAGUGAAUUUUGUAGUUUAAUGUUAUCAUGAGGUUUUUGAGGAAACUUUUUACUCUGGGAAAAAAGUCUGUAUAAGUUUAAAAAGAAGUUUUAUGAAAUGGUGAAAUAAUGUGCAUGAUUUUAAGUGUUGCUGUUUUUGUCAUGUGGGUGAAUUAUGCUGAUGAUAUCACCAUCUCCUGAAAUUGUAUUAUGUUUGGUUAUUUUGUUCUUGAAAGUCAGUAUUUAUCAGAAAAUAAUGGCACUUGGUGUUUGAAAAACCAUUGGUAUCCACAUAUCACUAAUCAUUACAAAAUGUUCUAUAUUGAUGCACUGAUAAUACACAUGAAGUGAAAAGCCUUUUAAAUUGUACUGUCAAGACCAUUGUUGUUCAUUUAUUCAACAAAUAUUUAUUAAGCUC